GAAACUGGUAUUCUUUUAGACUGUAGUCACAAGUUCUAUCAACGAACACAGUCAACUGCAUGUACUUUGCAUCACCGGUAAACUCCUGUGACCGAAUUUUAGUGUUCACUUCCACCUAUGGCAAAGGAACGGAGCAUUCAACAACCAUUUAGCUCAGACGAAGAAAACACUAAAAUAGCUACCUGAAUAAAGUAGUCAGUGCCAGAGGUGGAACCGCUGCCAGGGGUGGGGUAAGACGUAGUGGCACCCUUUACAGUGUACUGACUGAACGUCGUGUUUAUCUUCGUCUCCACCACCGCCCGGCACUCGGAAGCUAGGCGAAUAGCUUGAGGAGGAGGGGAAGAGAUGGAGGCUGUGGGUACGAAGCUGCCGCAGGUCUGGCGACUGAAAUUCAGGGGCGGUGGCCUGUGUGCCCCGCCUCGAGGUCUCGCCGACUCCCCGCAGCGCGGAGUUGCACGCGUCAGGACCGCUGGAAACUGCAUUGCAACAGAAAGCUGCCUUCUAAGACCACGAGAAACGUAUUAGUAUAGGCCGGAACACAAUCAAGAACGAACUCUUCUGCAAGACUUUCCCCUGGGGAAUCACCGCCGCUUCCCAUCCCAACGGGGGAAGGGCUCGUUUUGUGUGACGACACGCAGCGUAUAAAACUUCGGCCAGGCUGCGACGCGGUGGCUAACGAAUUCACUAUGACCGGAGCUGUAGCGUCCUCCUCCUCGCCUCACGAGUUGGUGUAUGAUAUUGAUGGCGUGCGAGUGGUAGAGACGAGAGAGCCUCCUCCCUGGCUGCAGGAAUCUUACGAGCUGUUCCAGAACUGGCCAGAGGGUACACCUACACCGCACUACUUCCCCCCAAAACCUGGACACCUCACCUCCAUUCUGCACCAAUUCCAAGCUGCUCUCGGCUACCAGAGACAAUCUCACCCCACUCCGCCGCAAGUCGUCACUCAACUUGCCAAGGAUGUCAGAAUUCGAGUAUCCAACAUCUACAACACUAGUUUCUCAGUCUACCACGUCGUCCAGUACACUGAGUCUAGUCUGGACCGAGACCACAUGGAAGGCACUCUAUACACCAUACAUCUCCAGAUAUCACCCAAACGUCAGGGACAUGGUGUACUGGUAAUAGAAGUGUUCAAGAGUAUAACAGACUCAGUCUUGCUAGUAAACCAUUAUCUCAGCCAAUAGCUCCCAUCACUCCUUCUCUCCUUAUUCCAGCGACUUGUCAUUCUAACCCAUCACUAUAAUAAUGUAUGAGUAGCAUCACAUGAUGUAAUGGCCCAUCAGUUCUAUAAAAUUCACUACCAUUACUGAACAGUAAAUCCAAUUAGAGUGAGACAGGCACACAUACAGGAGUUCCCCAGAGUCUGUCGCUAGAGAGUCACAUGAGCAGUGGCUGGAUGCAGUCUCGGUUCCAGUCUAGAAUGGAAUAGGG
Messenger RNA from Geodia barretti, 1428 nucleotides. The record is from the annotation of a GenBank genome assembly. Lineage: Eukaryota; Metazoa; Porifera; Demospongiae; Tetractinellida; Geodiidae.